Molecule: messenger RNA, 558 nt
Organism: Lottia gigantea (owl limpet)
Lineage: Eukaryota; Metazoa; Mollusca; Gastropoda; Lottiidae
Exons: 3
Coding region: 1-558 (185 amino acids)
Source: RefSeq, a predicted model, not a curated record
AUGUCAAUGAUAAUUGCUCAAACUCCUAAAACUUAUUUCGGUUCCGACAUUCAAAAAUCAUUAGGUUCUCUUCCUGGAUUUCCAUGGACAAAAUAUCCCGGUCAUGAUUACACUGGUCCAGCAGCUUCAGCUUUCUUAUCGUUGACAGCUUUGGCUAAACCAGCAGUUGCUGCAGCUAAAUUAAAGAGAGAAAGGAAAUGGAGACGGCGCGGCAGCAGAGAUAAAGGAAAUAGAGACGGGACAGUUAGAGAGAGAGGAAAUAGAGACGGGGCAGUUAGAGGGAAAAUAAAUAGAGACGGGGCAGUUAGAGAGAGAGGUAAUAGAGACGGGCCAGUUAGAGAGAGAGAAAAUAGAGACGGGACAGUUAGGGAGAAAGGAAAUAGAGACGGGGCGGCAGCAGAGAGAAAAGAAGUAGAGACGGGGCAGUUAGAGAGAAAGAAAUUAGAUACGGGGCAGUUAGAGAGAAAGGAAAUUGAGACUGGGCAGUUAGAGAGAAAAGAAAUAGAGACGGAACAGUUAGAGAGAAAGGAAAUGGAGACUGUGCGGCAGCAGAGAUAA